UUUUACGCACCAGCGAGUGGAGAAUAGUGCUGGAGAAUUGCUCUCCUUUGGCUCACCUUAUCUCAUUCCCAGCAUUUGGACUUAUCUUGCUCUCGGCUCUUGGGGACCUAUUCUCGCUUGGAUUGGACUAUAUAGCCUACGCGCAAACGUCGUGCGCAACGAAGAAAUGAGAUUUUUACUCUGAAAACACGUAUUGCUGGAUGCUGCUUUAGAGUUCAGAGCGCUGCUGUAUGCGGGGCACCAGCCUACACAUGGAGUCCAGGGUUCCCCAUCACAUCCCCGGAGUGUCCUCCUCCCUCAUAUCCCAGCCCUUAAUAGACAGCCGGGUGCCCUACGGCCGCCUGCAGCACCCUCUCACCAUCUAUCCUAUCGACCAGAUGAGGUCCUCGCACGUGGAAAAUGACUACAUAGACAGUCCUGCUGUCGUCUCCCAGCAGCCCCCGAGUCAGAAGACUGUGAACCGCAGGAUCACAUGGCUUGGCCAGAAUCAGGAUGCCUUUCUGGGAGCAAACCACAACCACCAUCAUAAUCAUCAACACCAGCACCACCAGCAGGGCAGGUGCGAGCCCCACCCUCACCAAGACACCACCACCCACCCUUGGAUUUCAUUCAGCGGGAGGCCCAGCUCCAUCAGCAGUAGCAGCAGCACCUCAUCUGAUCAGAGGCUGCUGGACCACGCUGCACCCACCCCGACGGUGGACCACCACCCAAACCUGCACCCCCAGCAGGGCUCCGUCAACACCAUCACCACCAGAUCCCCGGGCUGCUUGACCUCCUCCGACCCUAAAGUCCUUACCCCCUCCUCCUCCUCUUCCGCCUCUUCCUGCUCCUCCUCCUCUAAAUCGCUGGACCUCAAGUCUGCAAAGAUGACUACAGGAGGCAUGUGCUCCGCCGGCCAGCAGGGGUUGGCGCUGAUCCCUUCCUCCCCAGCUGAGAAGAAGCACCUCCUCCUCUGCGAGCACUGCGGGAAGUGCCGCUGCACGGAGUGUACGCUCCCCCGGACCCUGCCCUCCUGCUGGGUCUGCAACCAGGAGUGCCUGUGCUCUGCUCAGAGCCUGGUGGAUACAGCCACCUGCAUGUGCCUGGUUAAAGGGAUCUUCUACCACUGCACCGAGGACGAGGACGACGAGGGUUCCUGCGCCGACAAGCCCUGCUCCUGCUCCCAGGCCAACUGCUGCGCACGCUGGUCCUUCAUGGCCGCCCUUUCCCUCGUCCUUCCCUGCCUGGUCUGCUACCUGCCAGCCAUCGGCCUGGCCAAACUGGGACAGAAAUGCUAUGACAACAUUAGCAGGCCCGGGUGCCGCUGCAAGAACUCCCAGGGCGGCGUUGGGUGUAAAAACGGAGGCGUGGAAGCAAAGAUUGGGACGCUAGAGAAGCAGCAGCAGGGGUCAUGAUAGCGGACUGAAGUGGCGACAGCCUCGUUGAAAAACGGACAGGACAAUACAGUACUUGCUCGCUCUCGAUGGAUCGGACAAUCCAAAACCAACCCCUUAAACUACACCCUUAAUCUGCUGGAAGAUGACUUAAUGUAAAACAAAGGUACUUAAAUGGCGUCUUCACCUUAGUUUGAAAAGGUGCAUGAUGAGAACGGGCCUGAUCUGAGAGGGAUCGGGUCAGCUGCCAGUAGGAAUGGCUACCAGGCCACCAGAGAUUUUUUUUUGUAAGAGUGACACAACAAGAAGAGACUGGAUUGUUGAACUGGUAUUCUUGUUUUUUCGAAGAUGGCCGAAGGCACAAAAGUCAUUGUCCCUCUCUGCUGCUCUGUAUUUCUCAGCUAAUUUUGUCAUGGUAACUAACCAGAAGCUGGUUGCUGAUCCUCUGAUAACGUAGAAGUUGUAUGAUGGAGAAAAGUCUGUACACCAACCCCUCCUCCCCCAAAAGCACAGCCCAGUGUCCCUCUGUUUGAACAAACAACCAUGCAAACAAGUGAUUACCUAUACUGUGGCUUUAUGAUAGGCCACUGUAAGAGUGAAACUACCACUUAGUCACUCACUCUCUCCGCUAUUAUGAUGAUCACCAUUCUUUAGUGUUGCCAGUCUUCCUCUUAUAGUUUGAUGAUGCUAGCUUGGCGUUGCUAACAUUUAUCUCUAAAUUUUUUUUAUUAUCUCCACGGAGGAGUUGUAUAAACAAACACUUUGAGGCUUUGAAAGAAUAGUUAUUUCCCACAAUUUUCACAGUGCGUGAGGCCGUGGGUAAGCAGUCACAGUGCUGCAAGUGAGAAAGAGAUAAUCACUUUACAGUGUGGUUCCUAUUUGGGAGCAGAAACCAGACAUUCUAAAAAAAAAAAAAAAAGAAGAAGAAGAAGAUUUUUGAAUGCUGUUAACCUUCACCAAUCACCUCAGAGGUAAUGCAUGUCAUGACCUGCAUGCUCUUGUCUAAUGGUUACCCACCGUGCUAGAAGUCGAUGUGUCGUAGAGAAAUGUAUAAAGUACACCCAACCUUCUCAGGGACUGUUACAGUAAUCCUCUAUAGAACUUGGCCUAUAGCGUGUCGAUUUCAAAACUGCCUAAGAGCCUGGUCUACUUCCUCUUUGCACAAGAAGGCAAAGAAACGUUUAAGGGCAAAAAGGCAAUAGUGAAUAAUUUAAAACAAGUAAGCUAAGUAAGAGACGAAAUGGCCAGAAAAAAAUAAUGUUUCCGGAAGAGAAGGGGAAGCGAGAGAGAGAGCGAAGGAGAGGAGAAGGCAUAGCAAAGUUGUCGUCGUCGUUGUGUAUGUAUCUAGCCAGCCUUAGUCAAAAUCAAACCUGCCACUUGCACAACCUUUUUAAGAAGACGCAAACCCCUUAAACGAUGGACUAAAGCACAGUAUUAACCACCACGUUGAUCUCGCAUUCUUUUUUAUUGUGAACUACAUUUAGUCCACACACCCCAGCCGCCCUACACACACACACCACACACACACUCACACCAAUGUCUUCAUUAAAUUCUAAUCAUUAUGCUGCAUAGCUGAGUUGGUUUGUCAGAUCGCCUUUUAUUCUUAAAGUCUAUUUUUGUGGCUUGCAUGAUGUUCUUAGGACUUUGCCAAAGGAAGCUAGCAUAGCAUGUCUUCGCUAUCCGAGUGAUCACAGUUGUUAUGCACUCUUGCCAAAUGGAGUUCGACGGCAGUUGGUUCUUAAAGGCAUGCCGCCCCUUUAAUACAGAUGGCCUUUUUCUGUUUGGCAUAAAGGGAUACUGUCUUUGUUGCUCCAUAACGUACACCUUUCUUUCACGCCGGAAUCCCUUGACUUUCAUCAGGGCCCCCCCGACUUGCUCAUACUUGUACUCGUCUUGUUGCACAAAGCUGAUAUCACACAGGAGAAAAACAAACAAACAAACAAACACACAAAAAAAAAACAC
Messenger RNA from Myripristis murdjan (pinecone soldierfish), 3335 nucleotides. RefSeq names its product sprouty homolog 4 (Drosophila) (gene spry4). Gene Ontology annotation, cellular component: cytosol; membrane. Bases 231 to 1394 code for a protein of 387 amino acids. The transcript is spliced from 2 exons. The record is from RefSeq and is a predicted model, not a curated record. NCBI's taxonomy places the organism in Eukaryota, Metazoa, Chordata, Actinopteri, Holocentriformes, Holocentridae. Gene Ontology annotation, biological process: negative regulation of MAP kinase activity; negative regulation of fibroblast growth factor receptor signaling pathway; animal organ development.